Molecule: messenger RNA, 5051 nt
Organism: Amphibalanus amphitrite
Lineage: Eukaryota; Metazoa; Arthropoda; Thecostraca; Balanomorpha; Balanidae
Product: son of sevenless homolog 2-like
Exons: 24
Coding region: 292-4281 (1329 amino acids)
Biological process (GO): positive regulation of GTPase activity; Ras protein signal transduction
Cellular component (GO): plasma membrane
Molecular function (GO): protein heterodimerization activity; guanyl-nucleotide exchange factor activity
Source: RefSeq, a predicted model, not a curated record
AUCCGAUAAAGAAUAGGCGAAUGUGAGUGAAUAUUGCGCUGUGGUUUCCUCUGUAUUCUAAUAAAAAGAGGAGGCUAAUCCUGCUUGAUAAAUAAAGUGUGUCAAGUGAAAAAUAAGCAAGAUCAUGCGGAACUUGAAUGUUUACCGUACAUGCACAACUGAGAGCUGACAAGCCCACUUAUCCGGAGCGAGCAAGGUGUAGUUCUUCAAGAAUACAAAUAGGACACUUCAUUUUUAUUGCCUUUCAUUGUUAACGGUGAUGUUUAACGAGCCCUGAAGCUACACUUUGAAAUGUUUUCGGCAACAAGCAGCAUCUCCUUGGAUACCCAGUCACAAGUAUAUGAUUUUAAGAGUGAAGAAAAUGCAUUAAAAUGGCAAGGACUCUUCAAAGAAUCACUUGGAAAGGUUUUGAGCCAGUUGCAUAUUAACCUCACUGCCCGUGAGGAGGCUCUGGAGCAUGUUGAAUCCCUGAUUCUGCAGUUGCUCAUGGUUCUGGCUGGAAAGCCAAUGCCACACACUGUGCAGGAUGUGGAAGACAAAGUUGAGAAAACAUUCCCAAACCCAAUCAACAAGUGGGCAAUAAAAGAGGCCCGUGGUGUACUGGAGAAGGGGAAGAAGAAAUCAGUUGAAUUGCCAGUGGAAAAAGUUCACAACCUCCUAGUUAAGGAGGUGUUUCAGCAUAAAAUCGAUUUUCAAGUGUCAUUGUACAUUGUGGCUGUUCUGGAGUAUAUUGCUGCUGAUAUCCUCAAUCUGGCGGGCAAAUACAAGAAGAACAUCCACCAUGUGGAGCACCACGCCAUCACGACGCAGGACAUCAAGACGGCGAUAUCGGCCGAUCAGAACUGGAUAGUGCUGACCAAGGUGCUCAUGGACAUGUUCGAGCAAGACGACGACGUAUCCGCCUUCUCCGCCAUCGAGGACGAGCCGGUCACGGCUAUCAACUACGACGAGGCCGUCAAAGAGAUCAUCCUCGAGGAGAAGCAGUACAUGCGCGACCUGAACCUCAUCCUGAAGGUGUUCAAGGUGCAGAUCGAGCGCACCAACCAGACCACCCCGCGCGACAUGGAGCUCAUCUUCAGCAACCUGUCUGACGUGUACGAGUGCACUGCCACCGUGCUGGGUCAGCUGGAGGACACGCUGGAGAUGACCGAUGAUGGCUGGCACCUGAGCGUCGGAAGCUGCUUCGAGGAGCUGGCGGAGGACUCAGAGUUUGACGUGUACGAGAAGUACACGACAGACGUGCUGGAGCCGCAGUGUCGAGAGCACCUGUCCUCGCUGCUGGAGCAGACGGAGAUCUACAACCGCCUGGGCACGGCCGGACACGGGUUCCGCGAGGCGGUCAAGUACGUGCUGCCCAAGCUGCUGCUGCUGCCCGUCGCGCACGUGCUCAAGUACUUCGAUAAUAUCAAGAUGCUGUGCCACCUGGCGCAGACGGAGGACGACCGCGAGGUGCUGGAGCAGGCGCAGGGGAUGCUGAAACCGCUGCAGACUCAGCUGGAGCGCAUCGUCUCCAACAGCGGCGUCACGGUGCUGCCGCGCCGCAAGGCCGGCGACCCCCCGGCGCGCAACAAUCGCUCCCUGCGCCAGGCGAGCCUGCAGAAGAUGAACGAGGUGCAGCGCUCCAUUGACGGCUGGGAGGGCAAGGACAUCAGCCAGUGCGGCUGCAGCGAGUUCGUGAAAGAGGGUGUUCUGGGUAAGGUAGGCAGCGGCCGUAAGCUGACGGAGCGGCAUGUCUUUCUGUUCGACGGUCUGAUCGUGCUCUGCAAGCCCAACAGUCGACGCUCGUCAGUCACCGGCCCCGUGGCCGAGUUUCGGCUCAAGGAGAAGUUCCAGAUCAGGAAGGUGGAAAUCAAGGACCGCGAGGACAGCGAUGAUCUGCGGUUUACGUUUGAGAUCGCGCCGCGGGAACAGAGCAGUGUGAUUCUCUUCGCCAAAACGGCGCAAGACAAGAACGAGUGGAUGGCCAGUCUCAUCAUGCUCAACACAAAAAGCAUGCUGGACCGCUCGCUGGACAUGAUCCUGCUGGACGAGGAGAAGAAGAACCCGCUGCGUCUGCCGGACCCGGAGCUGUACCCGUUCGCCGAGCCCGACAGCCCCGAGAACAUCGUGCUCGAGCAGCCCGAGUCGGGCGGAGUGCCGCUCAUCAAGGGCGCCACGCUGACGAAGCUGACGGAGCGUCUGACGUACCACAUGUACGCCGACCCGAUGUUCGUGCGCACCUUCCUUACCACAUUCCGCAGCUUCUGCACCGCACAGGAGCUGCUGACGCUGCUGCUGAAGCGCUACAACAUCCCGGAGCCGGCAGCGCUGGCCGACCAGUCGCCCACACCGACCGGACUCGACACCAAGGCCGUCAAGGCCACACUGCGCGACGACAACAAACGCUUCCGAAAGGAGUACAGCCAGCCCGUCAAGUUCAGGGUGUUAAACGUGUUGAGACACUGGGUGGACCACCACUUUUACGACUUUGAGCGCGAUCAGAAGCUGCUGCUGCGGCUGGAGAGCUUCCUCACGGAGAUCCGGGGCAAGGUGAUGCGCAAGUGGGCAGAGAGCAUCACCAAGAUCAUCCAGAGGAAGAAAAAGCGUGAUGAGCUGAAGCCGGAGGUGGUGUUUGGUGUGGACCGGUCGCCGCCGCCCACCGAGUGGCACGUCUACAAGAGUGAGGACGACUGGAAACACCCGCCGGACGACUCUGGCGUGAUGCUGCUGCUGCUGCUGCACCCGAUCGAGGUGGCGCGCCAGCUGACCCUACUCGAGUUCGACCUGUACCGGGCCGUCAAACCGGCCGAGCUGGUCGGCUCAGUGUGGACCAAGGAGAACAAGCAGCAGGCGUCGCCCAACCUGCUCCGAAUGAUUCACCACAAUACCAAUGUGACGCGGUGGCUGGAGAAGUGCGUGGUCGACACGGACAACAUCGACGAGCGUCGCGCCGUCGUGUCGCGCAUCAUCGAGAUCAUGGUGGUGCUGCAGGAGCUCAACAACUUCAGCGGCGUGCUGGAGGUGGUGGCGGCACUCGACAGUGCCGCCGUACACCGGCUCACGCUCACAUUCGAGGAGAUCGUUCCGAAGCUGGACCGGGCGCUGGAGGAGGCCCGCGAACUCUGCCACGACCACUACAAAAAGUACCAGGAGAAGCUGCGCUCCAUCAACCCGCCCUGUGUGCCGUUCUUCGGCAUGUACCUGACCAACAUCCUGCACAUCGACGAGGGAAACCCGGACUUUCUGCCCAAGUCGGAUCGUCUGAUCAACUUCAGCAAACGGCGGAAGGUGGCGGAGAUUACGGGCGAGAUUCAGCAGUACCAGAACCAGCCCUACUGCCUCAAACCCGUACCCAAAAUCAGGAGCUUCCUGGAGUCGUUGCGGCCGUUCGAGGAGGGCAAGGAGACGGAGGAGAUCAACAACUAUCUGUACACCCGGUCCCUGACCAUCGAGCCGCGCGGCUGCCGCGUGCCGCCCAAAUUCCCGCGGCAAUGGGACGGCAUCUCUCUCCGCUCGCCGGGCAUCAAGGCGCGCCGCUCGAACGUGCCGCACCCGCUGCCUUCAAUGCGCCACACGCCGUCCCGUAUCGCCGAGGAGGCCAACAACAACAACCCGGAGACGCCGCGCGUGCUUACCCCGCCCACACCGUCGACUCCCUGCUCGCCGCCGCACACGGCCAACAGUGACAACAGCGUGUUCGCGCCGGUGGUGCUGGGCACCGCCAGCAGCAACUGCAGCUCAGGUUACGGGAGCACAGUGACGCUGACAUCUCUACCGCCGCCACUACCGCCGCCGCUGCCACCGCGCCGCAAACGCGAGCUCUCCCUGGCGGACGUGUCUGCUCGCGUCCAGCAGGCGCCCGACGCGCCCGAGCUGCCCCCGCGCAACAGCUCUCCGCCGCCGCGGCCGCCGCGGCGCGACCAGACCCUGCCGCGGAUGCACUCUGCCAGCCUGUUGCACGCGCACUUUCCGCCCGACGUGCCGCCGCCGCGGCGUAACUCGUCGGUGGAUUCUCCGCCGCUGCCGCCGCCGCCGCCGGCUACCCUGCCGCGCCGGCUGCCCGCCACCGGUGACCCGGCCACCGAUCCGUUCUCACGGAUGGGCAUGGACAGAGGCGCCGUCCGCUCGGCCAGUCCGUCGUCGGGCAGUCGGAGCGCGCGCGACCCGCACCCGCACCGCAACCACUUCAACUUCAACUUCGCCAUGGCGCCGCCGCUGCCAGCCGCCGGCGCCGGGCCGCAGCUGCCGCCCAAGCCGUAUCGGCAGACAUGCUCGCUGACGGAGCCGGGCGGCGCGCCCUAGGGCCGCCCCCGCCCCCGCCCCCGCCCCCGCUGCCGCCGCCGCCGGGCCGUCGCCGUUCGGCGGCUCGCGAUGAGUGCCACGCACUACGAACAAUACUGUGAUAGAUUGUUGACAAAUCCCGUGAAUAUUUCUAUUAGCUGUAAUCAGCGGUGGCGCGGCCGGGCUGGGCUGAACUGGGCUGGGGAUGGGCGGGGUCAGGUCAGGUCAGGACGGGCCGGGCCGGGCAGGGGCGGACACAGAGGUCACCGGAACCUUGGGCUGUCCGUCUGUCCGUCCAACCGACCGGCUGGCGGGGCGCCGCCGCGGCGGCGGCCGGAGUCAGCGGCCGGCGCUGCCAGGAGCCCGCGGGCCUGCCCCGGCCCACAUUGAUCUCAAUAGAGAAGUGCGUUUCCUCCCGAAGAACGAUCGACUGGUGGUGUGUGCUUACGAUGCCAUAUAUACGCUCAUUAUCAAUGUUGCAAACGUAUUAUAGACGAAGUCGAGAGUACUUUUACCCAUAUGACAACAACGACGCUGAUAUGUGAUUUGUUUUGGGAUGUGAAUUGUUGACGGAUGCUAUCACGUGACCGCUCCGCGGGUUCGAAAGCCGCCAUUUCGAGGGCCCAUCCUGGAAACGAAUGGCUUUAAGCGUGCUGGUGGACGCGGGCGGGUGCCGAACGCCUGCUGCGCCGGGCACACCGGGGCCGGUGCCGCGUGUGAGUGGCCGUGGUGCCGCCCGCUGGUGGCCAAAUGUCGCCUGCUGUAAUAUACAAUUGUACAUAGGACCGUGA